Molecule: messenger RNA, 2373 nt
Organism: Trematomus bernacchii (emerald rockcod)
Lineage: Eukaryota; Metazoa; Chordata; Actinopteri; Perciformes; Nototheniidae
Exons: 10
Coding region: 186-1142 (318 amino acids)
Source: RefSeq, a predicted model, not a curated record
GAGGAGGGGAGGGGGAAACCUUCAGAGCGACGGAGAGGAAGCACAACGCUCGUGAAGAAGUGAGAGUUUAAGAGCAAGAGAUUUCACAGAAUAAGGAAUAAAAACCACACAAUCGACAUCACGGAGGAUUAUCUAACAUCUUUAACAACUUUUUUGUGUGCGUGUGAAAAAGUGAAAUCGUCGCGAUGAGGAAAUUGUGGAGACGCCUCUGCUUCCUCGUUUUAGCCUUUUCUUCAGUUUCCAGAGGACAAAAUGAAACCGCUGUUACACCAGACCUUUCCCCCCCCACUCCUCCUCCAAUGAGGUCUGAUGAAACUCAAAAUGAAUCCAGCUCCACCCUAGAGACCCCCGUCUUUAAGAACACUUCAGCGAUCACAACAGAUCUGCCUUCAACAAACGUUAUGACCAAAAAAGACCUUGGAUCGUUUAAUGGCACCACAGAAGAAGACAGCAACAGCACAACAUUGAUUGGGAUAAGCGGGGCUAGCGAAGUCACGACGACCGUUUCCAUAGAGACGGACAUUACCUCGUCAACACCAGUAACAAGUGGAGGCACAGGUCAUUCCUCCUGGGGCUAUGUGCUCCUGGUGUUAAUCAUCGUGGCGAUUAUUAUUCUGUGCGUCAUGCUCUACUUCCUCAGGAGAGUCUCCAGGACGUACUCUUUCGACCUCCAUCGUCCAAUUCCCUCAAACCAUCGCAACGACCCCAUCGGCACCUUUGAGCCCGUCUACCUGGACGACCUGGCCCCUAAAGACCAAGGAAACACUGAAGACGUUCCCCCUCCUCCUCCGGUAUCCAACGGCACAACAAUUCAGACGGAGGAACGGGAAUCCAAUGGAGAGAGCGCUCCACAGGAACCGUCAGAAGCAAACGGUUUGGAGGCUUCGCCCGGACACACCGACCUGUCGCUGAUCGGAGACCCAGAGGAAAAGACCUCCAGUCCAUCGGGAAGCACCAGCAUCUUCUUCGACACUAUAGGGGAGGAGCAGCAGAACGAAAACAACAACAACCCUUCGGUUUGCUCCAGUGACCCGUUUGUUGAAAUAAACCUGGAAGAUCAUCUCCUCACCUCCUCUGAAGCUCCUUCCUCCGUCCUGCCCUUCUCUCCUUUCUCCUUCUCCUUUUCUUCCUCUUCCUCUUAGCACAUCCAAUGAUCAGAAUCAAAAUCGUUGUAUUACCAAGUAGGUUAAGAGAUAUUAGGAAGUCACCUUGGUGUAUUUGGUGCACACAUAAACACAGUCAAAGAAGAUCAAUUGUAAGAAAAGGACCAUAAAAUAAAACAAGGAUAAAAAAACGAUUUUUACGAAAAAUAUUAUAACAUUAAAAUACAGCAAUAUUUACAUGAAAUAUAGAUGAAAUAUAGAUAUAUAUAUACCCGUAAAAAAAAAAAUAGUAAAACAAAUGUGCGCAGCAGAAGAAAGCUGUAAAGAGCUAGCUUUAGCAUUUUGUGAAGGGUACUUAAAACACACACACACACACACACACACACACACACACACACACAUUAUCCAAAUAGAAGUUAUUUUAGAGACUUUUUGUCCUCAGAUCAGUGAAAAAGCAGUUAGCUCACUUAGCAGAAACUACCGUUAGCUAGCUAAGCUAACUGGCUAAGCUAACUAGCUAGUAUGGUGACUAGGCAGUUUAUUUGCAUUGCCGUUUCAAAUGUAUUAGGAGUAUUAAAACAUAUCAAAAUAGGGUCCGCAGUGACGCGUCCUAAAACCCGGAAGUAAACUUCUUCCGGUUCCUUCGACAAAAAUGCAAUGAGAUUUCUCCAUAGGAUUUUGGAAAAUAGCUCGAAAUAAGGUCUGUGGUUGACACACAUUUAAGAGACGGAUCACGUUUUGUUCAGCCGGAUAAUCUCCACAUGUCUACCCUACUUUUAUAAUUUUCUAAUCAUAAAUCUAUCGAUUAGAUUUAUGAUUCGAAAAUAAACAGAGAGCGACAGUAACUGUAUAAUAUGACUGUUAAACAGAUAUACAUUCAUAUUUUAAAAAGCUAUUUUGUGAAGUUAUACACCUCUCUGUGUAAAAUACUAGAAAUUGAAAUCAUGUAGGACUUUUUAUUUGUAGUAUCUUCAGUAUUUUUACAUAAGAUUGGGGUUUUUUUUCUUUUCUUUUCAGAAAAUACAUUUUACUGCUGACAUUUUGCUUAAAUGAGAUGGGUUUUGGAUCAAACUGACAUACAAAUGUGUAACGUUUUGUUGUGUAGACAAACUGAUGUUGUUUUUUAAUCAUUUUGCCUUGUGUUAGUGUUUUCAGUGGCUUGUAAUUAUAUUUUGAAUAAAACAGAACUUUUUCAGGAGUUGUACAACUGAUAUUUUUCACAAUUGUUAGAUCUGUUUACAUUUUUUAAAUAAAAUUCACUCCAACGUCA